This is a messenger RNA of Aspergillus calidoustus, 1758 nucleotides long. Lineage: Eukaryota; Fungi; Ascomycota; Eurotiomycetes; Eurotiales; Aspergillaceae. The record is from the annotation of a GenBank genome assembly.
AUGAUGAGCACGUCCACGAGACAAAUGACUCCAAAAGCACAAGAAACGAACUUUGUCUUUGUUGGUGGACCUGUGCUUACAGGCAAGGGGACUGGGAUCCGGUCCAAGGUUGUCCAAGCAGGAAUGCGCGAAAAACGGCUCCAGCGACGGAAGGAUGCAGUGGCCGAAAUAAACCAACUACUGGAGGGCCGGACAACGGCAUGUACUUGCCGAACGAUAGCUACCCCUCUUGCGCCGUUGCCAAGACACAAUCAAGGCCAACAGCCCAUCAAGCCAAGGGUCUGGAUGGUCAGCAAGGCCCAAGUGGGCUCAGUUUGCUGCUCCUUCUGUGGGAGGUAUAUUCGCUCCUAUAACGCCCUGCACCCCAGCAGCAGCAGCUCGCUGUACGACAUAGGCUCUGGACUUGAACCCACGAUCCCCGUUAACGAAACCACUUCUCGACUGAGGGUACAUGAGAUUUUCAGUUUCGCCAGUAGACACGUCCUACCAAAUCUGCGGGGCUCGUUAGAUCUCCCUGACCUUUAUCAAACAUGGGCAUUCCCUUUCGACAACGACGAACUGAAAUUGUUUACAUUUCUCUGGUCAAGCAAACGUCACGAGGGUGUGCUGCGCCUGGCAUAUAAUAUUCCGCAGGAUCCAGCUGAAUUAAAGGAAGAGCUUGUUCUGAAGGGGCUUACUCUCAGAGCACUACGGAAAGAAGUCACAAGCUACACCGAGCAGAAAGCUAUUGAUAGCAUCAUCAGAUCCAUGUUAGUCCUCGCCGUGAACGACACCGAGACGGCUACACAGCGACUAUGCCGAGAGCCAAGUCCAUUUACACCCACGUUUACGGGGCUCCAUGCCCUUGAGUUUUAUGGCGGUCGCGACUAUAACCGCCUCCACUGGGAGAAUAUGUACAAGCUGCUUCAAAACCAUGAAGGAAUCCAGAUGCUUCGUCCCUUUGCAUUAGCAUGGCAGAUUUCUGUCGCUGAUCUCACAAAUGCCGCGCACACUCUUCGAAAACCUCUUUAUCCCAUGAUAGAUGUCUAUGGGCAACAGCUGGAGCUGGAUUCCCCUCUCGUACUAUUUGCUCCGGACACAUGUGAUGAUUUACGAAAACCAGGAUCUGGCUUCAACGAGCUCCUCUUAAUGGAGCAGCCAGUACAUCAGAGACUUGUGAGCGUGUUUUCACAUGUUGGAGAACUGUCUUACGCCAUGGACAUUAUAUCAACACAGUCACAUAGUCCGCGACUUCUUGAACUCCUGGCUGACAGCCGAGAUCUGGUCCACCACCGACUGUUCUCCCUACCAAAUGAGGACGACGCGGCUAGCCAGAUCCUGAGCCUUGACGGCCAAUCUACCAGGCAAGAACAAUUUUUGGAGCUUUACCUGACCUGCCGCCUUGCAGUGCUAUUAUACGCUACACAUGUUACCUUUCCAAUUCCCCGGUCCUCGGUUGUGAGAAGUGUAUUGCUUCAGUCACUGUGCCCAAAGCUGCAGUUUCUUGCAGACCGAGGUUUCCUUAGUCCAUUAUUCCUGUGGUGUACUAGCGUGGCGCUUGUUGCACUUGAUGAAACAGGUCCCUUUGCUGAGAUCUUGGGGCUUUUUCAAAAGGUGUCCCGCAACUUGCAUAUAACAACUCUGUCGAGUUUGUUGAAUCUCCUGCAUUGGUUUGCCUGGUCUGACACGGCAAUCCAGCAUCAUAAUUCAAGGAUGGAACGAUACUUGUCAGGCAAUUUAUCAAGUUUAUCAGGUAUAAAGCAGGAGUAUCUAGCUUAA